UCUGAACAAAUAGUGAAAAAUUAGCAAUUGUAACUAAUAUUCUUAAACCAUGUCACACGCUUCUUCUUUCAAAAUUCAAAAGUACGAUGCUUUUCUGAGUUUUAGAGGUGUAGAUAUACGUAAAACAUUUGUGAGUCAUCUCUAUAACGCUUUAGUACAAAGAGGAAUUAAUGUUUUCAAAGACGAUGAACGUUUAGAAACUGGAAAAUCAAUUUCUGAUGAACUACUAAAAGCCAUAGAAGAGUCUAAAUUUGCUAUUGUGAUAUUUUCUGAAAGCUAUGCAUCGUCAAAAUGGUGUUUAAACGAGCUUGCACACAUCAUAAAGUGUCGAAAGGAAUUGGACCUAACCUUAAUUCCUAUUUUCUUUGAUGUAAAUCCAUCAGAUGUAAGCCAUCAAACUCAAUCUUUUGCUGAGUCUUUUUCCAAACAUGAGGAACAAUAUAAAGAUGAUAUGGAGAAAAUUCAAAGAUGGAGGGAUGCAUUUGCUGUGUCUGGGGAAAUAAAAGGGCACCAUUUGCAAAAUUACCAGGAUGAGGCGGAUUGCAUCAAAAAGGUUGUUGACGAACUAAUGAUAUCAUUACAUAUUAAAUCUGAUGAUGAAGACGACGACGACGCUGGCGAUCGGGGCAUAGAUUCUAAAUCUACAAUUCUUAUUGAAGGAGGAAAAAUGAGUUUUUCACGAGUUAAGAAGACGGGAAAGAAAUGUUUCAUGAUAGCAGCUAGAGGACUUGAUAUUGAAUGGAGUAAUACACCAGACUAUUGGGAAUGGUUACCUCACUCUGAGUCCAGAUUUGGGGAAGUGGCUAAACUCAAGUGGGUUUGUUGGCUUGAUAUUCGAGGCAAAAUUGAAACUCAAAGACUAUCAAAAAGAACCAAAUAUGUUGCUUAUCUAGUGUUCAAAUUGGAAGAUAAAUUCCAUGGCCUUGAAACUGUUAAAGCAGUUGUUAGAUUAGUUGAUUAUAUGAGUGUAAAGGAAGCGGAACAACGAGCUAGUGUUGUACAUUUUUCAGGACGAGGAGCUAAAGAGACACUACCCGUAAAAAGAGGUGAUGGAUGGAUGGAAUUAAAAAUGGGAGACUUUUUCAAUGAUGCAGGAGAAGACGGAGAUGUUGAUGCUCGAUUAAUGGAGACUGAGCGACUCGAAGCAAAAGGUGGACUCAUUGUUCAAGGAGUGGAGUUUCGUCCAGAAUGAAGAAGAGAAGAAUCCUCCUCUUACUAUGCAUUAUUGUUUUGGUCUUAUUUGGAUUGAUUCAAGUACUUUUAUAUAUGGCCCUUCUAGAGGAGCGUAUUAAUCCAGAGAAUUGAAUUUGAUUAGACAA
Messenger RNA from Solanum pennellii, 1319 nucleotides. RefSeq names its product protein PHLOEM PROTEIN 2-LIKE A8-like. The transcript has 4 exons. The record is from RefSeq and is a predicted model, not a curated record. Gene Ontology annotation, biological process: signal transduction. Lineage: Eukaryota; Viridiplantae; Streptophyta; Magnoliopsida; Solanales; Solanaceae. The coding region runs from base 50 to 1192 and encodes 380 amino acids.